AUGAUAUAUACAGAUGCUGGAGUUGAUGAAGAUAAAGCAACAAUAAGACCAAAUCAAACACAUCAAUUUCAAAAGGUACAAGAUGAAGCAAAAGAAUGGACAAAAAAUAAAUUUUUAGAAUUUUUAAAUAAUUUUAAAUUAAAAAAAAAAAUUGAUAAAAAUAAUAAUAAUAAUAAUAAUGAAGAUAAUGAAGAUAAUAAUGAAAAUGAAAAUGAAUAUGACGAAAAUGGUAUUAAAAAAGAGAAAAUAGAUAAAAGUUAUUAUCGUCAACAAGUUGAAAGAAUGAUAAAAAAUGAUAAAUCAAGUUUAUAUAUAGAUUUCUUACAUUUAGAGAAAUUUGAUAAAGGUUUAGGAAAAGCAUUAUUAAUGGAAUAUUUUAGAUUAGAACCAGCGAUAAGACAAGGAUUAUCAAUUUUUAUACAAAAAUAUUUUCCAUCAUUUAUGGAGAGAGUUAAUAAAGAAAGGAUAGUAUUAUCAAUUUGUUGUUAUAAUGUUUCAACGUUUGUACAUAUUAGAGAACUUAGAUCAAGUAGGAUAGGAUCAUUAUGUUCUAUAUCGGGUACAGUAACGAGAACGUCAGAGGUUAGACCAGAGUUGGUUAUUGGGUCAUUCAUUUGUAAGGAUUGUAAUACCUCAUCGUUACCAAUAGCCCAACAAUUUAAAUAUACAGAACCAACCAAAUGUUUGAAUCCGUUAUGUUCAAAUCAACGUCGUUGGAAGAUAAAUUUAGAGGAGUCGACAUUCACUGAUUGGCAAAAAGUUAGAGUUCAAGAAAACAAUUCCGAAAUUCCAGGUGGUAGCGUACCAAGAUCAUUAGAGAUCAUUCUACGUGGUGAUUCGGUUGAAACCGCUAGAGCUGGUGAUACAUGUACAUUUGUUGGUACGAUGAAUGUAAUUCCAGAUGUUUCUAAAAUGUCCAUUGGUAAUAAUGCUCAAAUUAUCAAGGGUGUAGCAUCGAGCACAAAGGAAGGUUCAAAUGCAAAUGGUAAGGAUGAUUUUGGUGGUGUUGGUGGUUUAAAAGAUUUAGGUGUUAGAGAAAUGAAUUAUAGAGUUUGUUUCUUCUCUCAAAGUGUUCGUUCAAAUGUUUCAACACUUUCCUCAAUCAAUCGUAAAGAAUCUGGUGAUAAUCAUGGUGGUCAUUCUCAUUCAGUUGGUAUCAUUGAUGAAGAUUUAGAACCUGAAUCAAAAGAAUCCUUUUUAGAUUCUUUACCAAAAAAAGAAAAAGAUAGUUUAAAGAAAAUGAUUAAAAGUAAAAAAAUUUAUCAAAAUUUAGUAAAUUCAAUUUGUCCUUCAAUUUUUGGUCAUGAAGAAAUUAAAAGAGGAGUAUUAUUAAUGUUAUUUGGUGGUGUACAUAAGAAAACACCAGAAAAGAUUAGAUUAAGAGGUGAUAUUAAUGUUUGUAUUGUUGGUGAUCCAUCAACAUCAAAGAGUACAUUUUUAAAGUAUUUAGUAUCAUUUUUACCACGUACAGUUUAUACAUCUGGUAAAGCAAGUAGUGCAGCAGGUUUAACGGCAACAGUUGUAAAGGAUCAAGAAAGUGGUGAUUUUAAUAUUGAAGCAGGUGCAUUGAUGUUGGCAGAUAAUGGUAUUUGUUGUAUUGAUGAAUUUGAUAAAAUGGAGCCAGGUGACCAAGUUGCAAUUCAUGAAGCAAUGGAACAACAAACCAUUUCCAUUGCAAAGGCGGGUAUUCAUGCAUCAUUGAAUGCUCGUACUAGUAUUUUAGCAGCAGCAAAUCCAAUUGGUGGUCGUUAUGAUCGUAAUAAAACUUUAAAACAAAAUUUAAAUAUUGGUGGUCCACUAAUGUCACGUUUCGAUUUAUUCUUUGUGGUAUUGGAUGAAUGUAAUCCAGAAUCUGAUCAUAGAAUAGCAGAGCAUAUCGUGUUGACUCAUCAAAAACGUGAAAAAGCAUUCAACGCACCAUUCUCUGCAACUGAAAUUAAAAACUAUAUAAAGUAUACAAAAUUCAUUUGUCCAACCAUUCCAGAUGAAAGUGUACAACUAUUGGUGGGACAUUACGAUAGAUUACGUCAAAUGGAUACCAGUGGUUCAAAAACUCCAGCAUACAGAAUCACAGUUAGACAAUUGGAAUCAUUAGUUCGUUUAUCGGAAUCAUUGGCUCGUUUACAUUUAGAUACAAAAGUUUUACCAAAAUAUGUAAAUGAAGCUGCAAGAUUAUUAGAGAAAUCAAUAGUUCAUGUUGAAACAAAUGAUGUAAUUUUAGGUGAUGAUGAUGAUGAUUUAGUCAAAAAUGUUGAAAAUGAUAACGAUAACCAUGCUGAAGAAGAUGGUGAUGAUGGUAUUGGCAAAUUAACUAUGAAUUUUUCAAAAUAUUCACAAUUAUCAAAAUUAUUAGUUUUACAAAUUAAACAAUCAGGAAAAGAGAAAUCUGGUAUAAAACAAAUUGAUCUUAUCGAUUGGUACAUUAAAGAUCAAUUGGAGUCUGGCAUAAUCACUGAUGAUGAAGUUACAAAAGAAACUAAAAUCACUAAAAUGGUUAUCAAUAAAAUGAUAAACAAAGACAAUUCUCUUGUUGUAUUAGUACCAAAUCAAUAUCCUGAUCAUAGAAUAUUAAUUAUACAUCCAAAUUAUUCAUUUGAUAAAUAA
Molecule: messenger RNA, 2604 nt
Organism: Dictyostelium discoideum AX4
Lineage: Eukaryota; Evosea; Eumycetozoa; Dictyosteliales; Dictyosteliaceae
Gene: mcm6
Product: MCM family protein
Exons: 3
Coding region: 1-2604 (867 amino acids)
Biological process (GO): DNA replication; DNA replication initiation
Cellular component (GO): chromosome; nucleus; MCM complex
Molecular function (GO): DNA binding; ATP hydrolysis activity; DNA helicase activity
Source: RefSeq, a predicted model, not a curated record